Molecule: messenger RNA, 2365 nt
Organism: Papilio polytes (common Mormon)
Lineage: Eukaryota; Metazoa; Arthropoda; Insecta; Lepidoptera; Papilionidae
Exons: 9
Coding region: 240-2294 (684 amino acids)
Source: RefSeq, a predicted model, not a curated record
AUCUGUAUCUGUAUCAUUCUUGUGCAAAGACGUCACAUACAUUGUGGUUCGCGAUUUCGUGAUUUUACUAUCACGCCAACAAAACAAAAUAAUUAAAACUGCACAUUUGUUUUGGAAGAUAUUGAAAUAUAUGGACUGGAUUACAGUGUAGUGACAAUGGUUUAGUGAUAUACAAAUUCUGUGUUGAAAGCAGUAAUUACCUGAUGAGAUUACCGUUUCUGUGACGUGAAAGAAUCCAUAUGUUGAAUCACCUCCUAAUUAUGGGAAGUGCAGAGGGACAACACGAAAAACAAAACAUACCAAUGGACUCCGAGAAAAAAUCACUUAAAAAUCUACUGAAGAAACCAUUCCAGGUUCUAUUCCAAAAGGAAAAGAAGAAAGAAAAGAAACAAGAGAUAAAAGAAAGCAAACCGAUUGAAGUGACACCUGUGACCACACUCUUGGAUAAAUUAGAGAAACUAGACAUCAAAGAAGAUGAUGAACUAGCAAACUUCACCUAUAAAGUUGUGAAAGAUGAAGACAGAACUCCCGUACGAACUGAUUCUCACUCCUCAGAAGAUAGUGGUUAUUCAGAAAAGGCACAGGAAGAUAAAGAAGAUGAGUUGAUAGAAUCGUUGAAAGAUUUGAAAGUAACUAAAGACGAUGACGAGAUACAGAAAGAAGACGAAGAGAAAAAAAAGAAGAAAGUACAGACUGUGUACGUUAGCAGAGGACCGACGAAAACCAAAGUUGUGGAUAGCAGAACUUCAUUACACCCGUAUGGUACCCAGAUUCAAGUAAAUAAACAGACCUUAUCAGGCGGUCAUGUAAUAACAAAAUGUGCACUAUCAGAAUACCAACCGGAUAUAACAACCGUAUUGAAACAAAUAGACAAAGAUGUCCAGAAUUUCCAACAGAACUCGGAACAGGAUCGAGAAAGGGACUGGCUGGUUGCUAUGGAAUUUCUCGCGAAAACAGAAAAGACAAACAUACUACAAGGUUUCCCUGAAGAUGAGAUAAUCCAAGAAUUCGACGUGAUUCAAUCUUACCCAACAAAAGAGCCGGAACCAAAUCCUAUAGAAGAAUUCUCAACAGCUGAUCAUACUGCAUACGAAGAGUUUACGGACCUAGAAUUAGCUUCUAUAUCAGAUUAUGUAGAGGAUAAUACUAGAAAUGACAAAUCAAUAUUCCCAACACCUCCUCGUUCAGAAAGUAUGACCAGUCCCAUCUCAGAUGCAUAUAAUAUACUAUCACCAGAACUUUCGUCACCAUUAUACAAUAGUGAUCACGAGAAAUAUCAAGAUUUAUACGAAGUGAAUGAUUUCCCCAAAUGUGUGACCAGUCAUGAUUUUGAUAGAACGAAGAAGGAAAGAAUAUCAACUUCUUCGAUGACUAUGAAGCAGUAUAAGGAUUUACAGAAGGAUAUAUCUUUGGGUUUCUCGAAGAAGAUUUGCUGCCAGAGUAAUAGGAAGAGUUGUAGACAGAUGUUUUUUGAACAUAUUGAGAAGUUGACGAAAGAUGUAAGGAAGAAUUUGUCCGUAAAAGUGGCCAAUUUGGAUUUGAACACGGCGUAUGGGGUACUACACCAUAUCCUGCUGAGUCUCUCCUCUGGCGACAAAGAGGAGGACCUCCAGAUGUCCCUUUUCAGUCUCAUCUGUGAAAGGGUCAUGGCCCAAAAGUCUGUGCUGUUCCUCAGUGAUUUUGGUCUUAGCCUCAUCAAGGUAGCAGCGCUGCGCUGCUACAAGCGUCCCUUACUUAUAAGAUAUUUGGUGCAAUGUGCUCGUACAGCACUGAAACACAACACGCCCCCGCCCGGGACUGAAUAUCUGUUCCAUGAGGUGGAUGCUUUAGGUGAUAAUUUGCUGAUAGCUUGUGUACGAGCUGGAGAUAUCUGUGCUGAUGUUCUCUUUGAAUUAGUGAUGAGAGGAGAUGGUGAUAUGCCGCUGUUUGAUGUACACCAUACUAAUACUGAUGGCUACACGGCGUUGCAUGUAGCUUGUACUCUGCACAGCGCUGAUUCACCCAGACUUCAUUCAGCGCACGUUUUGUUGCAACACGGCGGGGCUGAUGUAUGGAAAGGGGAUGUAAAAGGAGGUGACACAGCGGUACAUUUAGCUGUGAACUCCGCGACGUGCGAUAUCCGUCUGCUAAUGGUCAUAUUCAGACAGAUUGAUAGGAAAAUGUGGAAGAAACUUGCCCACGCGCAGAAUAGAAGUUCGGUGACACCCCUGGAAUAUGCCAGAUCUGCUAUCAAAUCAACAACCAGACAGAACUACCCUCAGGAAGUGCUGGAAUUCUUGAAGAAAUGCCGUUAAAAUAUAGUUUAUAUAUAUAUUAGCUUUCGCCCGCGACUGCGUCCGCGUGAAACUAAAAAAUAAUAAAAAUA